GUUUGAAACUAGUCCGCACAACGUGUUCGGCGCGAAUAAUGACUAAAAAAGAAACAAAAAUAGAUAUAAAAAAUCAUUUUGUUUUUUUUGUUAAUUUAGAAUUUAUGUAAAAAAGUAGUUGUUUUUUCGUCUUCGCUAGAAAAAGAAUACAAGAAACAAAACAACUAAUAACAAGAAUAAUUUGCUGCCAUAUAACAAACAACAAGAAGCAAGAAAUUGAAAAAAAAAGAAAUAAAACGAACGGUAAUAGUGUGUGUGAAUAUACAACUAUUGCUGGUUAUUAAAAGCAAAUAAUAAAAAAAAAAACAAAUAAAAUAAUGAAAAAUUUAAAUGAUUUUUGUGUAACAUGAUAAUGUGUAAAAUUUUAUAAUAAAUCGAAAAAAGAGAAAGAAGGAAAUUAAAAAAAAACACAAAUACAUAUUGCCUUCGAGAUUAGUGCAAAGUGAAAAACCAAAUAGAAUUCCUUAUUCUCCUCCACACCAAUGGAAUUAUAACAGAGGAAUAAAUUGUAAAACAUACAAAUUUCUGUGAAACUAUUUUUACUGCCGGAUUUAACUCGACACUUUGGUUUUUUAAAACAAGAAGAACAAGAAGAGGUCUCAGCUCCCCAUUAAUAGAAACAAAAACAGACAAACAAGACAAUAUUUUUUGCGAGCUCUCUGAAUGAGCAAAAAAAGAAACGACAAGAGAGAGUUCAAACCAAGAGAUAUUGUAUCUCAUCCUACUACCUUUUGUGAAUAUUUUCGGUUUUCCCCCCACCGCUUGUGAGCAACACCCAUCAGUGAGAGUGUGGUGUUUUUUUUUGCUAUUGUAUUUUAUACUCAGUGUGGUCUUUGGGCAUCUCUGGCAAUCUGUUUUGUUGGCUUUUUAUUUGUUUCUUAUCGCCAUUUAAGCUACGUGCCGUACCGUAACGUAUUGGACGCCACCACCGCCACCAUCUGUCUCCGUGCCCGGCUCCCUGACUCGUUACUAACGUCAGCAGGCCAUUGUCGUCUCCAUCAUUGGCGGCGUAUGUUGGUCGGCUCCUUCGUUGUGUCAUAUGAAACGUUCAAUUAUCAUAGAAUUGAAAACAAUAACAACAAGAAGAAGAAGAAGAAGCAGGAAGACGGGGAACUGAAAACAACUUGCCAAUAUUCUUUUCUUUUCUUCAUUUAUUUAAAUUUUGUUGAUUUUUCGGUUUUUGCUGCUGCUACCAGAGCACAAAUUGCAAAUAAAACCAAUAAAGAAGAAGAAUAACAGCAAAGAACAGUGGCCACACAAAUAGCCAAAAAAGAAGAACUGAAAAAACUACAAAAAAAUUCAAGAAAUCACAGUGAGCAACAAAAAACAUAUCGUAAACAAAACCAAUCAAACAAACAUUAGCAAUUCCUGGCACAUAUCACAUUAACAACAACAGCAACAACAAUAAUAACAGUUUUUGUUUGCAUUCUAGACCUGUAAGAGAACAGACAAACGGCCUUAUAAAAAAAAACAUCAUAACAAACCAUAAUCAACAGCAAAAAAGGAAAGGAAACCGGUGAAAAUCACAAAGUACUGACACCCCUUUUGAAUACCUACAAAAGAAAAACAACACACACACACAGGCAAACAAGCAAGUGCUAACAUAUGGGCUCUCCCCCCAAUUGGAUUCUUAUUUGCUCACAUAUCAACUCUCCAUAAGCCAGCACGAGGAGAGCAAUUUGGCUUGCCCACAUAAAUGCUGCCAAUCAUUCAAACCACAUUAACAGAGAGACUAGUGGCCCCAUAUUUCUGAGAGCACAACACACGGAGAUAAGGAGAGCACCACAAAUUACUGUGAGAGCAAGAGCUCUAAUACAUUUGUGGGAGAUUAAUACGCUAAUUGUGUGAGUGAGUGGGGAUUGCUGGCAGUGUGUUUUAAUUCAUUUUAUUUAAUUCGAGUAGAACCAUAGAACACACGUUUUUCUUUGGUUUCUAAAAAAAAAAAAACAAAAUCAACACAAAUUCAAAACACGUAAUAUUUCAACGUAAAUACAUAUCUACAUACAUGGUGUUGAUAUUUGCUGUGUAUCAAUAUUCUAAAUAAGAAAAAAAAACCACACACACAAAAUAAAUAUCAUUUAAAAUACCCCAAGAAAACCUAAAGAGUUUGUUCGCGAAAAAAAAGAAAAUUUAAACGAAACAACUUAUUUAUUAAGAAAAUAAAAACAAAAUAUAAUGUAAAUUUUAAAUAAUUAUUAAACAUAACAACAACAUAUACAUAUCCCCCCAAACAUAUCAAUCAAUUAAAACGAAGAAAAAAAAACAAAGAACAACAUAAUCACAUUACACGUUCUUAGAACAGAAAAAAAAAUACAUAUUUAAGAAUAUUAAAUAAUUGAAAAAAAUAUAUAUAUUAAAUAAGUGAGUGAAAAUUAAAAGAAAUAUACACAUAACGGAAAAAUAACAUUUGGAAAAAGAGAGAAAAAAAAAAAAACAAAAUCCAGAAUAUUAUUUAUUGUGUAUCGAAUCGAUCGUGAUCGCGCGCGCGCUCUCUCUCUCUCUCGUUUGUUGAGAAAGUGCAAACAUUUCGUUGAAUCGUCGUAUUUUACUCCCCGCUAUAGUGCUAAUUCGUGAAAUCGAACGCGUCUCUCGUUACGGAAUUGAGGUAAAAUUGUAUCGGAAAGAGAGCAAGUCCCGAGAGAGUUCAAUUGCAAAAACUUGCUCUCAUUACGUUCGUUCGUGGAAUCGAAACAAAAAAGAAAACAAACGCGAUAGUAAAUUUUUCCGUAUUUUUUGCGGAAGCGGAAUUGCCCUCUUCACUGAGUGUUCAACCAUUGAAGUGAAAAGGUUGUUAACAGCAAGAACCAACAAACAAACCAAAAAAAAAGAAAAAUUUUGUUCGGCAAACGAAAAAGGAACGGGCUACAUACGACUCCAGACACCCGCAACCACCACCACCACCGUCGCCCGUAUCGAAAUACAAAACCAAUCCAAUUAGUUAAGGCGAAUAAUGCAAAUAGGAUAAGAUCGAUGUUACCGCUACAUUUAAUGUCUCUCCAUGAAAUUUCAAAGCGAGAAGAAAGAACUAUGGCGUUAUGCGUCAAAAAACCUAACAACACCUGUACGUGGGACGACCAGACAGCCACCACCGCCGCAUCGCCUUCCACCUCAACACCACCCUCACGCAUCGGAGCGGUCACUGUCGAGGCAGCAGACCUUCUAUUGCGAUGUCUCUGGCGAGAGCUCCAGCACCAUGUCGCUGCGGCCGCAACUGAGCACACCCCCGCCGCCCUACAGUGCCACGGCCGUGGACAUGGACUGUGUGAAUCCUCGAGACUAUUGUCAAACGUUUCGCCAGCCGCAGGCCUAUGUAACGGACGGAGAAACGGAAACAUCACUGUCGGCGACCGAGUCCGAAACCGGUUACGGCCAGAGGCCAGGUGGCUACAGCUACGUAAAUACUGGCGACAUAAUGCACGUCGACGAGUACGAAAAACUGAACGAGAUCAGUUCAGGCAGCAGCAGCAGCAACAACACCACCACCUCCUCCACCAACAGCACCAGUACCUUUCAUCUGACGAAGGAUCUAUCCAGGAUGGUGGAGCGAACAGUGACCACACCAAGGCGUGCGCAAUCGAAAACGAACAUUUCCCUCAAUCCCGUUGCCACGACCCUUGUCAAUUCGGCAACAACCCUGACCUCGGCAACAACUUCGUUUGCUGCCACCGCAGCAAAAAUACUCAGGAAUUGUUGUGGCGGAGGUUUUGGUUCCUCCAAUUCCAUUGUGACCGCAACAAGCAGUACCAACCACGAUCCCUUCAGCCUGAACCCCACCACAACGAUGACAACGACGACGGUGGCCAACAACAACAACAAUUCCACCAUGCCCUGCAACAAGGAAAGCUACGAAAACUCGAAAAACAUGGCCACGUCGGCGAAAACGUAUUUCGAUGCUCUAAUGAAAGAACUCAAGGCCCGUCAAAUAACCAGCUUGUUAAAGGCUGUGAAAUCGCGUCACGAACCCACAACAAAGUCGUCGACGGCGGCAGCGUGCUCGUCCAACAGCGUGACAACAUAUCAAACCAAUUGCAUCUUGAUGCGUCGUGCCGAAAUACUCGGCGAAGAACCGUAUGUGAUAGUGUGUCGCCUGUUUUUGUGGCGAGAUUUGAACAAUUCCUCACAGCUGAAACGCUUACCCGUAUGUCCAAACGAACGCGACCCAGUGUAUGUGUGUUGCAAUCCCUUGCACUGGAGUCGCAUUCUCGAAACAGAAAGUGCCCCGCCUCCAUAUCGCAGCCAAAGGAUGGACAGAAACGAAGGACUAUCUUUUCAAAACUACGGCAACUCCACAUCUUUCGGAAGUUCAGAUGCCGACGGCGUUUCCAGUAUACAAAAACCCAACACCGAUUUUUAUGUUCGAAUGACAGAAUCGGUUACCACUGACGGUGAAGCCAGUCGCUGUUCACCGAACUGGUGCGAGGUGGCCUACUGGGAAUUGGGUCAACGGGUCGGUGAACGUUAUCCCGCCGAAACACCAACCAUAAAUAUCUAUUCCGAAAAACCCUACAGCAGUGCUAAUGGUGAUAUAGAAGGUAUGUGUCUGAAGGAUUUAAUUGAGAAGCGUACGACACCAUCGCCAAGUGAUGUACAAAAUACGAGACAAAAAAUAGGUUUAGGUGUUACUCUAAGUCAGGAGACCGAUGGCGUUUGGCUAUAUAACCGUGCAACUGUGCCAAUAUUUGUAUACUCACCCACCUUGACGGAUAGUUUGUCUCGUGUUUAUCGCGUGGAACCCGGAGACUGUCUUAGAGCCUUCGAUAUAUACAAGGCCCACACUCUCGUCUAUUCCGAUCAAUUUCCAGGCGUUCAAACCGGACCCAUUGAUAAAUUUAGCAUGCGCAUUAGUUUCGGCAAAGGUUGGGGUUUUUCCUAUAAACGGCCGGAUAUAACGCGAUGUCCAUGCUGGUUGGAGGUACUCUUUCGGCCACAACGGUGACAACAAUUCGUCGCAUCAAUGAUAAAUGGUAAUGAAAUUCUUGUUAAAAUGCAACGGCAACAAAAGCCAUUGGACUCGUCUACGGCAAUGUUGAUGAAAGUGGCAGCUCCACCAAUGUCGGAAUCCAAAAGCGGCGAUCGACAACGGAUGCAAAUGUCUGCCGCCAGAAUGAAAGCAAAUAUUGGCAACAAUGAUAAAAACUUGAACUGCAAGAACAAUAAAAACAUGAAAUGGUCAUGUCCUUUUAAUGGCCACGGGCAUUCCUUAUCCAGCAACUACUCUUCGUCGUUGGCGUCCACCCCCUCCAACUCCUCCAGCACCACUUGUGCAUCAUGCAGCUGUCGGCUGAUGAUGACCCUAGUCAGACUGAUCAAAAGUUUACUCAACCAUAGUCUGGUGGCAAAGUAAAAUCUUGGCCAUGAAACACAACGUUUUUUUUUUUAAUCAGACUCCUUUGAUUUGUGUUUCUCGGAGUGGGAACAACAAUAACAGCAAAGUCAAACAGCAACAACAACAUCAACUACUUUAACCACAAAAAAGUAUAUAAUCAAGUACGAAGCGACAUGAAAUCUUAGUGAACUUAUUAAUAACAACAACAACAAAUUGAAACAAAAAUAACUCAAGGACUGCAAAAAUAAAUAUUCUAUAUUGUAAAUUUAAAUGGAAACAAAAUAAUAUUAAAUGACCUAAAUAUAUAUUAUUUUUUGUAAUACAACAACAACUACUAUAAACAAAACGGAAGAAACAUAAAUACAGCUAGGCAGACAUAUAUGAUUGAUACAAUAAUUAAAGAAUACGAAUUGUACGAAUUGUAUAUAUGAAAUAAAUAUCAACAUCUUCAAUAUAUGUCUGAUUUAACAGCAGAUUUUUUUCUGCCAUUUAAAAACAAAAAAAUAAAUAAAAAAAAAAACGGUCAAACUGUUGCAAACUGGAAAUCCUGUGAUCCGCUUAAAAUUAAAAUAUGGAAAUUAAAAAAAAAAAUAAUAAUAUAUUUUCAAAAUUAUAUGUAAACUAAUUCAUUAAAUGUAAAUUAAUGAAAAGAAAAGAGAAAAAGAGAGAAACACAAACUUUAGAAAUUCCCCUGAAAAGAAAGAGAGUUUUUGAAUCUGUCCUGCGUGAAUGUAAAAGAAAAUAAUGUUUAUAUCUGAAUUAUAUUUUACAUACGAAUACGUUUUUAAUCAUGGCACAAUAAGAAGGUAAAGCAAUUCGUAAACCUAUCUUCGUAAAUUUCUCCAACAUUUACAUUUUUUUUUGUAUUAUUUAUUUUUAUUUUAAACAUUCAAAGAAAGAAAUUGUCAAUGGUAGAAUUGUUCAACUUUGAAAUUUCGCACGUCCGACGUAUUUGGGUAACUUACAUAUAACUAACUACAUGUGUUUUACUUGUGUGGUGAAAAACUUCGACUGAAUUUUAGGUAACACUUUUAUAAGUUCUGCAGUUGAAAAUUAUUUUAUUUCAAAUUUCCCAUGGUAGGUAACCUUAUUUCAAAUAAAUAUAUUCAGCUCUGCAAUUUCUGUAAUUUACCUUGUCAAAUGAUUAUGAUUAUACAUUUUGACAAUGAGAUACUGUUACCUUCUUUAUUCUACAAUGCUAAUUUUCAUGAAACAAGAAUUGAGCCUGUGUAGUGUAAUUCUCUAACUAACGAUAUUUAUCGAAAAAAACAAUUUUUAAUUUUUGUAUAAUUUUGGUAAUAACGAAAUUCGCCGGUAAUUAAACGAUCAAAAUAAAGUAGUCGCUUAGCCCUACUAAUAGGAGGCAAUUUCUUAACUUUUAUUUCACUUUUUAUAUAAACAUUUUGCUUUCGAAAAUUAUUGAAUUUUUUCGGUAUUGGCAAAAAUAGUUGGAGAUUCCCACUACAGGUCUGUUUUAUGGAUUUCCUUCAAAUUUAUGAUUUAAAUAAAAUAGAAACUUUUCACAUUAAGUUUUCUCGGUUUUAACAACUGGCCGUAUGUAUUUAAAUUACAUUGCAACUUUCAUAAAAUAUCCUUAAGAACAGAUUCUAAAACUCUUUUCGUUUUUUUUAUGGUCUAAACAGGCGUAUUGAUAAUAUCCUUUUAAAACAAUAUUAUUUAGACUGCACUUGAAUAUCUGCAAAGCUUUACACAAUUAGAUUAUAACAUUUUAUAUUAGAAAACCAAAUUCCAAUUAGAAAAAUAAGAAUAUUUGAGUGUUCUGUAGGGAUAAAUGACGUUUUGUGUUGAGUAAAAAAACGACAACGACAAAAGUGUUUGUGACAAUUCUGCUGGACAGAAUAACAAUACUGAGAAAAGAAAUACAUUUUUAAGUUAUUACAAUAUUUGGGUUUUAAAUAAAAUAUAUUUUCAAUUUAAUAAUAAAUAUUUUACAUAUGAUUCAAUAUUGAUCAAUACCCCAUAAUAAUAAUAAUAUUUUCAAUACCCCAUGAAAAAUAUUGAAAUAUUGAAAAUCUCUAAUAGUUGUCAUGAUAGAAUUAACAGAGUAAUAUAAUGUAUUUUUUUUUUUUUUUUUCAAAUUAUACAUUUUACAAUAUAGCAUUCAUAAAUCCAUUGUUUGUACACAAUUUUUUUUUGCACAAAUUUUUUUUGUACAUACAAAGUUUACCAGUGGGCAGGUUAAUUUCGCCAUAUCGGUCCACGUUUUCGUAUAGCCCCCAUAUAACAGUACCCCCCGAUAUUCGGUAUUUUUAUGAUUUUAGCGACAUUAUUUGCCGGAAUUAUUUCGAAUUCCAUAUUUGAAGUUCGUAAUGGGUGCUACAGCCUAUGACAAAAAUGUUUGUAUGUAGGUCCAAGUCUUCGUAUAGCCCUCAUAUAACGGUACCUCCAGAUAUUUCGUAUUUUAAUGAUUUCAGCAACAUUAUUCACCGGAAUCAUUUCAAAUUUCGUACAGGAAGAUCCUAAUGAGUACUACAACCUAUAGCAAAAAAUGGGUAUUAAAAGUUCGGCCCGGCGGAACUUAGUUGCUUGUUUUCUCUUCGGCCUUCUCUACAAAAUCCAGCACCUUCUAAGAACUCACUUUCAAUUUGGGACAAAACGAAAAUUCAGAAUACUUUUUUUAAAUAAAGUCACAAUUUCAUUUCACCUUACACUUUUGAUUUCAAAAUAUCUAUUUUUUACAAAAUUGAUAAUUUUGUUAUUUUUUAUUUAAAAUGUUUAUAUUUUCUUUCAAAAUUGUAACAAAACUCACUUGCAUUUCGAUUUGAGAUGAAAUGCAAAUAUGAGAUUCAUAUAAAUAAAAUCUAAAAGGACAUUUUAACUGGUUUCGGCUUUAUAGCCAUUAUGACAAUGUUCUUCUUUUGUAAUUUUAAUUUUAUCUUUGAAAUAUUCUGAAUUUUCUAUGUGCUUUCCCAAAAGUGGAUUUUGUUACUAGGAUACCGUGAAUUUUGUUACUAGGAUUUGCAAAGAUCAAUUAUUUUUAUCGUUUUAGUUAUAAAAGAAAAAUUAUACCAAGAAAAUAUAAUUAAUUUUAAAUGUUCAUAAAAGAGAAUCCAAACGCUGAGACAAUAUUAAAAAAUUUUAAAUGCGGUUUUUUCUCAGUGGUUUAGAAAUUGGUCGAUACCGCUUUAUUAGGUGAUGGCAAAAGCCGAAUAUUUAUAGAUUAAAUUCUGUAUCCACUGACAACCUAAAUUGCCAAAUAAAGCCAAUUCCUUUGGGAGUUAUGUUUGAAAUCUUCAAAUGUCCGAAAUUUGGAUUUAGUUUUCGAAAAAGAAGUAAUUCGAUUUUUUAACAUUGUUCAAAAACCAAAGCCUUAAAUAUGUAUUUAAACAAAAUUAAAUAAAACUCAGCAUAUUACUUAGCAAAACGUCAUUUAUUAACACUCAUUUGUUUUUAUUUUAAUUUCAAUCCUUUCAACCCAAAAAAAAGUUUUCUCUUUUAAAAUGAAAAUAAUGAUUUAAAAAUAAUCUGAUAUUAUGUAAAUAAAUUUGUUUAAAUCAGCAAAUAAUUAUAUAUUAUUUUGUUAUUAAUUUAUUGAAAAAAAAAACACCCAACAAAUUAGGUUAACCAAACAACAAGAAACCUAAAAACCCGCCAUCCAAAAUAGUAUAUAAAACAACAACAACUUAGGAUAUUUAAAAAAAAAUAAAUUAAAUUUAAGAACAAUUUCAAAACACGUAAACACUUUCCAACAGUUAUUGACAAGCAGAAGAAAAUUGCAUGUAAACAAAAGUAUUUGAUUUCUUCAUCUUUAUUUUUUUUUCAUUCUUUGUUUCCAUCCGUCGUUUUGAUUUAAUCCAAUGAAAUCAAAAUCGUUCGAAAAAAAAAAACGAAAUUCCAAAUUUGUAUUUUAUUUGUAUAGUUUAUUUAAUGCGAUAAAAUAAAAUAAAUAAUUAUAUAAUAAAAUAAAAAUUUAAAACAUAAAUAAAGGUAAAAAUCUUAUGUUCGAAUGUAAUAUAAAUGUAUGCUAUAUUGUUAAGUUUUAAGAAAUUUUGUACAAUAAAAACAAACAAACACUGAAAAGAGAAUUUGAAAUGAAAUAUGAAAAGUGGAAAAAACAUAUUUAAUACACAAAAGAACAGCGUGUUUUAAUGGGGGGAAG
Messenger RNA from Musca domestica (house fly), 9446 nucleotides. RefSeq names its product mothers against decapentaplegic homolog 6 (gene Dad). Gene Ontology annotation, biological process: anatomical structure morphogenesis; regulation of transcription by RNA polymerase II; BMP signaling pathway. The transcript has 7 exons. Gene Ontology annotation, cellular component: heteromeric SMAD protein complex. Lineage: Eukaryota; Metazoa; Arthropoda; Insecta; Diptera; Muscidae. Gene Ontology annotation, molecular function: I-SMAD binding; transcription regulator inhibitor activity. Bases 2999 to 4936 code for a protein of 645 amino acids. The record is from RefSeq and is a predicted model, not a curated record.